CAUGCACCCUGGACUUGGCGUUGGAAAUGGCGAGAACCCAGGCGUCGAAAACUUCUUCCACGCGGGACCAUUCGGACUGACUUCCAAUAAUCUUGGGGGCAAACUCAGCGGGGAAAUCCGCUCUUUAGGAGGGGAAAUCCGAGCUUGGGCAGAGGGGUUCGGACCUGUAGUUGGGGGGGAACGAACUGUCUUGGUCGGAGCACCGACUUUAGGAGGAGGUUUCCCAGCCUCCGUCGGUCGUGCAAGGGUGGCCCUAGAAGAGGAGGAAGAAACAACCGAACCCGAAUCUGGGAUCGCACUGGCCGGGGGUAUUUUUGGGACGAGUGCUGAGGAGGAGAUAACCUUACGGGGACGGGGUUUCCUGAUCUUACUAUUAUUUUUGUUUUUAGAAGGCGACGGCGGCAGAGUGGCGAGCGGCAAGAGAGCCUUUGCGGAAGGAAGAGCCGGGGGGGGAGAUUUGACCACUUUCGCAAACGAGCCAUUCGGCAGAGCGGGAAGAGUGGGAAUGGUGGCGGGGGAAGGCCCAACAGAGAUGCGUUGGACAAUGGGCUGGGAAGGGGGGACUGGGAUGCAGCGGCAGGAGAGUCCGAGUCAUCUAAAUAGAUGGACGAGGGAUGACCCCCAUGAUCGCGGUUGA
Dimorphilus gyrociliatus is the source of this 637-nucleotide messenger RNA. Lineage: Eukaryota; Metazoa; Annelida; Polychaeta; Dinophilidae. The record is from the annotation of a GenBank genome assembly.